Molecule: messenger RNA, 603 nt
Organism: Parnassius mnemosyne (clouded apollo)
Lineage: Eukaryota; Metazoa; Arthropoda; Insecta; Lepidoptera; Papilionidae
Source: the annotation of a GenBank genome assembly
UUGGCCGAAAGUCGCAUUGAAUUCAAGUUCACAGCGCCUGCCGCCCCACAUUUCGGUGGUUGUUGGGAGAGUAUGGUAAAAUGUGUAAAGAACCAUCUUUUUAAGGUUAUUGGACAGCAGAUCCUUGCGUAUGAGGAGUUAAUCACAAUCCUCGCUCAAAUAGAAUGUUUACUAAACUCUCGUCCUCUCACUGUGCUUAGCUCCGAUCCAGCUGAACCGACGGCUUUAACACCCGCACACUUUUUGAAUACGUUACCAUUACGCUCUCUACCUGCACCUGAUGUGGAAUCUUCGCCAAUUAAUUUACUUCAACGACAUACACUCUUAGAUAAAUUAGUCCAAUCCUUUUGGCGUCGUUGGAGAACUGAAUAUCUGCAUCAACUGCAGGCGCGGCGUAAAUGGACUCAAUGCUCGGUCCCCGUAAAGGUGGGCACAGUUGUCAUAAUUAUAAAUGAAAACUCACCGACCCUCUCCUGGCCUUUGGGAGUGAUCGUAAAGGUUCACCCGUCUAAGGACGGUAUAGUUCGUGUCGCUACAGUAAAAACGGCAAGGGGUAUACUCGUGCGACCAGUGGUGCGCUUGUGUCCGUUACCAACACAAUAA